Messenger RNA from Trichoderma asperellum CBS 433.97, 1992 nucleotides. RefSeq lists its product as uncharacterized. Gene Ontology annotation, cellular component: plasma membrane. The record is from RefSeq and is a predicted model, not a curated record. NCBI's taxonomy places the organism in Eukaryota, Fungi, Ascomycota, Sordariomycetes, Hypocreales, Hypocreaceae. Gene Ontology annotation, molecular function: urea transmembrane transporter activity. Gene Ontology annotation, biological process: urea transmembrane transport.
AUGCUUCAUUUUGAAAGAGCAGCAAAUGGCAACGUUGUCAGCCCGCCUCUACCACAAGCAGCUGGCUAUGUCGUAGUAAUUGCGGUCGGCUUCUUGAUUGCUUUUAUCAUGAUAUUUACCACCCAUUUGCUAAAAAGGACUGCUGGGGAGGACAACAGGACAACUGAAAUGUUCAUGACGGCGAAUCGGUCUGUCGGUACGGGGUUAACAGCUUCAGCUGUUAUAUCAUCGUGGCUUUGGAGCACAGCCAUGUUGGGAAGCACCCUUGUGGGAUACAACUUCGGUGUUGCGGGGCCAUUUUGGUUUGCUGCUGGAUGCUCACCUAUGAUUGUUUUCUUUGCACUGCUUGGGAUAGCAUGCAAGUUGCGUAUUCCUGAAGCUCACACACUACUUGAAAUUGUGAGAAUACGAUAUGGUACGACAGGACAUAUUGUGUGGAUUGCUCUAUGCUUGAUAAACAACAUCAUUGCUAUCGCCAAUAUGCUGCUUGGAGCUAGUGCAGCUAUAACAGCACUUACCGGGAUGCAUAUUAUUGCGGCGACGUUUUUGCUUCCUGUUGGCGUUAUUCUCUACACUUUCGUCGGUGGUAUCAAGGCAACCUUCUUGACCGAUUACUUUCACACCUUCGUUAUCACAAUCAUUAUCUGCUUUUUCACAAUCAAGACCUUUACUGUUCCGGAGAUAAGCUCUCCUGCAGGUCUGUUCGAUCUCAUCGUCAAAGCCGGUCAAGAUCACCCAGCUAUCUUUUUUGGCAUCAUCCAUAUCUUGGCCAACUUUGGCCUCGUCAUCAUGGAUACAGGCUUCUUUGCAAAGGCAUUCAGUGCUGCUCCCCAAGCGGUGGUUCCUGGAUACAUCAUUGGUGGCAUUGCGUACUUUGCAAUCCCCUGGUGCUUAGGCACUCUCAUGAGUUUCUCGGCUCUUGGUCUAGAAAAUACCGCACGCUUUCCCACCUACCCCCGAAGAAUGACUGCUGAUGAAGUCUCUAACGGGCUGGUAAUGCCUUAUGCAGCCUACGCCAUCGCUGGAAAAGGAGGUGCCGUCGCCGUUUUACUGAUUACUUUCAUGGCUGUAACAUCAACUAUCAGUGCUCAAGUCAUCUCCGUAUCGUCCAUCAUCAGCUUCGAUAUUUAUCGACAGUAUUUUAACAAAGCAGCGACAGAUAGAGACGCGAUUCGCUGGAGCCACAUUGGUGUCGUCUUCUUCGGCUUGUUUUCUGCCGCUUUCUCGACUGCUCUCUACUAUGGAAACGUGAAUCUCGGCUGGACACUUUAUAUGCUUGGAGUCCUAACAUGUCCUGGAAUCUUCCCCACGGUAUUCACGAUUCUCUGGAAAAGGCAAUCUUGGGCUGCUGCCAUCAUCUCCCCGCUUCUUGGCAUGGCUACCGGCAUAGCUGUUUGGUUAGGAUCGGCACAUGCACUAUACGGAGAAAUCACCGUCGCAUCUACUGGCCAAACUUUGCCAUGCGUUUACGGAACUGUUGCCUCAGCAUUCAGCCCUGGUCUCUAUUCCGUCGUCAUUUCCCUCGCCAAACCGGCCAAUUAUGACUGGGCAGACUUUCGAAAAGAGAAACUAUCAUUUACCAGAAUAAGCAGCGCUAAACUUCAAUCGCGUAUUGAUUCCAAAUCUCCCGUAGCUGCUGUAUCAGAUUACACAGAAGACGCAGCCAAAUUUGCAAAAUGGGGAAAAUUCGCUGCUUUUUGGGCUGCUGCGACAUUUUUGGGCCACUGGGUACUUUGGCCGCUUCCUAUGUACGGCUCGAGAUAUAUUUUCGGUAAAGAAUUUUUCGUAGCCUGGAUUGUAAUCGCAAUCAUUUGGGUUUGGUGUACUAUGCUUAUUGCUGGCUUUUACCCUAUUAUCGAUGGUAGAAAGCAGCUGCAAUUAGUAUAUCACGGGCUAACUGGGAAGAAGAAGGCUAAUGAUGAUGAGAGCGGGAUUGAAACACCAACUAGCGGAGUAUUAGAAAUAAAAGAGAGCUCCAGAUUUGGUAAUUAA